AUGGCUAUCAUCCUAUCUUUCUCUUUGAACGAACACUCCCGUAAGCGACCACCCUCAGGGCCAGGAGAAAGUGGUCACUUACAGGAGAUGGUCGCUUACGAGAGUGUUCGUUCAAAGAGAAUCGACUCAUGGGUUGGUUCCGGAGCCUUGGCUAUUUCCUGUCUUCUCGCUCCACUCGUUAGCCUUCUCUGUAAUCGUUAUGGUUACAGACUAGUGACCAUUGGCGGAGGACUGACAUGCGCAUUAGGUCUCAUCCUAACUGCGCAUGCACCGAAUCUCCCCGUCAUCUACGUCACGUAUACCAUAAUAUUCGGCUUUGGAGCAAGUUGUGCGUACACGUCGGCGUUCAUCGUCGUGACAGACUACUUUUCGAAAUGGCGUUCCUUAGCAACGGGAGUCACGUGUGCCGGAAGUAGCUGUGGCAUGUUGAUCAUGAUACCUGUUAUACAACUUCUUCUUCGCCAUUACGGUCUGCAAACAACGUUCACCGUUUUAUCCCUCGUGGCCUUAAUUCCUUCGUUCUGUGGCUGUACUUACAACCCAAGUAUUCGUAAAGGUUUGCCAAACUCGACGGAUGAGGCAAACUUGAAUAAACCGAGUGUCAAGCCGUUUAGUUUGCUGGAUUUUUCCGUGUGGAGAAUCCCGACUUUUACCAUCUAUGCUUUGUCGUUGACUGUUAUCAUGCUUGGAUACUUUGUACCGCGUGCACAUUUGGCUCGCUACUGUGAAGAGCUUGGCAUAAGCACAGAUGAAUCCUCUUGGUACUAUUUCUACACCGGUCUUGCAUCUCUCAUUGGACGAGUCAUCUUCGGUCAACUCUGCAACUACCGUAAAAUCAAUUCCUUCCUCGUCACUCAAAUCACCGCAGCUAUCCUUGGUGUUGCAACGAUCCUCCUCCCCUUUGCGCGUGCGCCGUUGGAAUUCAUUGCAUACUCUCUUGUGAUUGGUUUCUUCGAUGGUGGCGUUAAUACUCCAGUGGCGCUGAAUGUGUUUGAAUGUGUUGGUAGAGAACGGAUGGCUGAAGGAUGGGGUUUCUUUUCGUUCGCCACUGGGAUCACCAUUUCGAUUGGUCCUCCUCUUGCAGGUUACCUGGCCGAUAUUAUGGGGAGUUAUGACGUCACUCUCUUCUUGUCAGGAGCUAUCGUCAUCUUCGGCUCUGCUAUGUUGUUUCUGUUAAAAUGUGUUAAGUUCACCAACAAGGAACUCGCGUCUUCUCCAAUAGAACUGAAACUUUUGCCAACUUCUGAAGAUCUGUCUGAGAACAACAAAAAAUCCUUUUCCAAUGAAACGGUGAAUACGAAUGUGUCGAGUUUUAUGGUAAUGAUCGUUUAA
Actinia tenebrosa (Australian red waratah sea anemone) is the source of this 1332-nucleotide messenger RNA. RefSeq names its product monocarboxylate transporter 10-like. Gene Ontology annotation, molecular function: transmembrane transporter activity. Lineage: Eukaryota; Metazoa; Cnidaria; Anthozoa; Actiniaria; Actiniidae. Gene Ontology annotation, biological process: transmembrane transport. The record is from RefSeq and is a predicted model, not a curated record.